Messenger RNA from Octopus sinensis (East Asian common octopus), 576 nucleotides. Its product is annotated as kynurenine--oxoglutarate transaminase 3. The transcript is spliced from 5 exons. Bases 106 to 561 code for a protein of 151 amino acids. NCBI's taxonomy places the organism in Eukaryota, Metazoa, Mollusca, Cephalopoda, Octopoda, Octopodidae. Gene Ontology annotation, molecular function: L-kynurenine:2-oxoglutarate transaminase activity. Gene Ontology annotation, cellular component: mitochondrion; cytoplasm. The record is from RefSeq and is a predicted model, not a curated record.
UGUUCAAACGACCAGAUUCAGUCACUUACACCUACCCCAGUAUGUUAUUCUGAAAAUAAUCAUCAAAAUCUCAAAGCUACAAGAUAAGGAAUAUCAUACAGAAAAAUGUCAACUAAACUUUCAUUGGCCAAGAAAUACUAUGGCAGUGAAAAGAAUGUUUGGGUGGAAAUGAGUAAACUGGCUGUAGACUAUAAUGCUGUCAACCUUGGGCAGGGUUUUCCAGACUUUAAACCACCACCAUCUGCUACAAAUGCUAUGAUAGAAGCUGCUAGUAACAAGAACCAUUUACUACACCAAUAUACUCGAGGUUUUGGACAACAUCGAUUGAUUGACAUAUUAUCAAAGGUAUAUUCUCCAAUAAUGGGCCGUACAAUUGAUCCAUUUAAGGAAAUACUCGUCUCAGUUGGAGGUUAUGGUGCUCUUUACAGUUGCAUAAAUGGUUUCUUGAAUCCAGGAGAUGAGGUAAGGCUGAAUCGGAGGCAAUUCUCAUUGCUUUCUCUUGAUCAACCUGUAUAUUGUUAUUUUAUUGUUGUGUUAGUGAAAAUAAUGAUAUUGUUGUAAGUAAUAUAGAGAUGG